Molecule: messenger RNA, 621 nt
Organism: Coturnix japonica (Japanese quail)
Lineage: Eukaryota; Metazoa; Chordata; Aves; Galliformes; Phasianidae
Gene: UQCC5
Product: ubiquinol-cytochrome c reductase complex assembly factor 5
Source: RefSeq, a predicted model, not a curated record
CACGUGGCGGUAAACGUGACCUUCCGGCCCCACCGAGCGGGGGGUCGGUGCUCGGACGGCGCCCGUGGGCUGCGGGGGGACAAGGGGGCACAGCACAACAUAACAUAGCACAGCAUAACACAGCAUAGCAUACAGCACAGCACAGCACAACAUACAGCACAGCUCCGCUCCGCUCCGUCUCCCCGCUGCCCGUCCCGUCCCAUCCCGCCAUGCUGCUGAGCCGGCGGCUGCGGCUCCUGCUGCGGCUGGUUCCCGGCCGGUCCCGGUUCGGCACGUACCGGUUGCUGCCGUUCUUCUUCGUGCUGGGCGGCGCCAUGGAGUGGGUCAUGAUCAACGUCCGCGUCGGGAACGAGACGUUCUAUGACGUUUACCGAAGGAAGCGAUCCGAGCGGCGAUACGCGGCCAGGAUGGAGCGGGGCGAAUCGUAACCGGAGGCUCCGGGGGCGCGUCCCGGUGUGUAACGAAGCGCUGCUGCCGAUGGGGCCGGGACGGCUCGGGGUGUCACCGGGUUGUCGGUCACAGCCGCCUUUAUUGCUGGGUAUUGAACCAAUUCCGUUCGGUUUCGGCCUUUUCUAUUGAGUGUUUGGUUGCAGCGUCUGAAUAAACUGACCCGAGCACACA